CUUAACAGCAUUUAUAUAAAACUCUGAUAUAACGGACACAUAUAGUUCGGCAAUUAAGAGAACAUGGAGAGAGAUGGUAUAGUACCUUUUGGGGUGAAGUUCAUGAAAACGCAAGAUGGCUAUUAUGUUGAUGUAUUCAAUGGCACCAAAACGCCUGCGAAGCAAUGUAACAGGAAGUUAAAAGUUAUGAUAGUGGUAGCGGCGCUUGUGUCUGUACUUAUUGGGGUAUGUGUAGUAAGUGGACUGGCCAUAGGAGGAUUCUUUAAAGAAUCGACCACUGGAAAACUACUUGGUGACACGGCAGCAGUGGAUGCAAAUAACACGUUGACAGCAGAACCCCAGUUCGAAGAAUCAACCACUGGGAAACCACUUGGUUACACGACAGCGGUAGAUGGAGAAAACACAUUGUCAGCAGAGCCCAAGUACGAAGAAUUGACCACUGGAAAACCACUUGAUGAAACGACAGCAGUAAAUGCAAAUACGAAUAACACAAUGACAUCAGAAUACAAGUAUAAAGUUCAAAAUGCUUCGAUUGUGACUACUGAUGGUAGAUGUGGACCAGCGUUUAACAACCUUGAAUGUCCCAUUAAUUCAACAAUACCUGGCUGGGGCCCUACAGUACAUCAUUGUUGUAGUAGAGGUGGAUGGUGUGGCAACACCGAGGCGCAUUGCAGUGGUAUCAAUUACAGAAGGCUGUACGCACCUACAGCUCAACACCCUUCAAAGGUGACGAUUGAUGGUAGAUGUGGACCUCUGUUCAAUAAUCUUGAAUGUCCCAUUAAUUCCUCUAUACCUGGCUGGGGCCCUACGAUACACCACUGCUGCAGUGAUGGUGGAUGGUGUGGCAAUACAGGUGACCAUUGUAGUGGUAUUAAUUACAGAGAACUGUAUGCACCUACAGAUAUGAUGACGUAAUAAUAAUGAAUAUGCUAUUACUUGGCAUUAAUAACAGCAAACACGGAUGAAAGGUGCAAAAGCAUUUGCCAAAAUGGAAAAUACAUGAAGCAGACAAAACGGCAUCAUCUCAAAGCACUUCAUAAUGAAUAAAACUCCCCCCAGAAAGUUAAUGGUUAUGAUAUGAAAAAAUGAGACAAUAGAACUGUGUUUAUUCAGUUUAUCAUAGAAGGCAGUUAAGACACUCCGAAAACGACACAAACAUUCAUUUAAAACUGAGAUGGAUUCACAGAGAAUAGGUUUGUCUCCAAACGAGCAUUUAAAGUGCCAUUCAAACAUUGAUAUAUUUGCAUCAGCUGAUCAAAACAGUUGACCCAGAAAACCUGUUACGCUUUCGGUCAGUAUUGUACCUGUCUGAUUGUCAUUUUACGUUUUAGAGCAAUAUCAAAUAGUCCAGGGUAUUGGCAGCGACUUAAUUUGGCAAACUUUAACAGUUUGUUAAAAUAAAACGUCCGCCAAAGUAAGUAGAAUAUAUAGUAUAUCCAAUUUGGCGAGAUCAUCAUAGGUCCGUCAUCAUCAUUAGCUAUCGAUGUUUCGAGUAAAGUUGAAAGUGUGAUCGAGAAUUUAUUUUUUAUUCAGUGAUUUAUUUGAGAUGUAUGCUUUUUUCAACAGAGAUAUGUAGACGAGCCGAAAAACAUCGUAAGAUUGUACUAAGGAUUCCGGUGAAAAUACAGGAUAAUGACAUAAGACUGUUAAUAAAAUUAUACCAUUCGAAAGCUUGAGAAUCAUUUCAUGAUCGUUGGGGGUCAAGCAGCAUUGGACCGUUUACAUGUAUAUGUUCAGUGACAACGAUGGCAACCAGCUCGUUUUGAAUAAAAUGCCAGCUUGAUCACAGCAUCAAAUACAAAAGAUUACAUGCUGUUAUUGAAAUAAACAUGCAGUUAUAAAUUA
Owenia fusiformis is the source of this 1845-nucleotide messenger RNA. Lineage: Eukaryota; Metazoa; Annelida; Polychaeta; Sabellida; Oweniidae. The record is from the annotation of a GenBank genome assembly.